Molecule: messenger RNA, 1634 nt
Organism: Lucilia sericata (common green bottle fly)
Lineage: Eukaryota; Metazoa; Arthropoda; Insecta; Diptera; Calliphoridae
Gene: msb1l
Exons: 2
Coding region: 96-1250 (384 amino acids)
Source: RefSeq, a predicted model, not a curated record
CGGCGCAGGGCUUUGCUGCUAACGCGCUAGAAAUUUUGUUUCAUUUUGUUUUCGAAUUUUGUAAGAGUUUGUGUUUAAUUUCGUGAUUAUUAAAAAUGGGAGCGAAACAAACAAAAAUCGAGGGCAGUUACCUACCCAGUACACCUGUUGCACCAGGUGCCAGUUCACGUAUCAUUAAUAUAAAUGUUGAGGGAGAAAAUAAUAGCUUGGAUCCAAGAUCUCCAGCAGAGUGUCGUACACCAAUCUAUCUGCAAAAUAAACGCAUUGAUACUAAUUUACAACUGGCUCCAGCGGAGAUGCCAGAACAUGAUCCUAAUACAGAUAAUGCUUUGGAUAUACUGCGCAAACGUUUCUUUAAGGGCUUCACCUACAAUCUCAAUGAUCCUCGAUCGCCAAGCCUAAAUCUUAAUCGUACACCUUUGGUGUUUGAAGAUACUUUAGAAAAAUCCCUUACACUUGAUGAUACUUUCGCUGAUCUUAUGGUAGAACCUCGUUUACCUGAAUGCGCAAUUAUAGACAAACAAUCUGAGGAUAAAACUGAAGAAAGAUGUGUAGAAGAUGUGGAUAUUGAAAUGUCAGAAGAAAAGGUAAUUGUAGAUUUAGAAGCACCAACAAAUACAAGUCCUCAGACUCCUAUAAUUCCGCAACAAGAAUUCGAUCCACGUUCUCCCUCAAUUGGUGUAGAAAGAACACCAAUUAUUUUCACUGAUGAUGAUGAAGUGGAUGAAACAAAUGAAGAUGUUAUGCUUGAGAAUAUAUUGGCUACCUUAACGCUUAAUUUAAAUACCAGUGGCAAUAGUAGUGUUGUGUCCCUGGCAUCACAAACCAACAAUGUUGAUUUCAAUGAUACCAAUGAUUUGAACUCGGUAAACAAGCCCACGAACAAACAUUUGGAUCGUGUAAGAGCUGGCAAGAAGAGUUCACCAAAAGCCACACAACGUAAACCAAAGCGACGUCUAUCGCGUCAACAAAUUUAUGAAGAUCGGGAAAAUCAAAUACCCACAACACCUAAAUUGAAAUUUUCACAAAUCGAUAAAAACGAUUCGUUAAAGGGUAAACGUACCCCUCUGAGCUGUGUGCGCAAUCGUAAUGGUCAGGCACGUUCCCGUUCGGUAGAAUCUUCAGCUAAAUCCUUUAAAACACGUUUAGCUCUUACCAGUUUCGAUGAUACUUUAAAUCCUACUGAUAACCAUAAGGUGCCCAAUUUGCGCAUUAUGCAGCAAGGUUCCCAAGAUUCUUUAGAACUUUAAUUGCUAUUUUAUUAUAUUGAAAAUUUUAUAUACGCUAUUUAGUUAAAGAAACAUAUUUUUUUUAAUAAGUUAAUAUCUAAUUUUUUCUGCUAUUGUUUCAUUAUAUUUUAUGUAUGUUUUUCAUUUUGGCAAGAUUUCCUACACCUACAGUUGUUGUAAAGUCUUGUUUUCUCAUAUGCCUUACUUUUUUUGAAGGGUUUAAACAAUAUAAUAUUGUUUUUGUGUUUUCUUUACUAUAGAAAAAUGCUAUACAAAUAAACAAUUACUUUGAUCAUUUAUUUUAUAUAAUUUUUUUUUAUUUUUUAUUUUUUAGUUAUACUUAUAUUUCUUAUACAUUAUUUUCAAUAAUAAUUUUGCAAGAAGUGGUAUAGUUUACGCGGAAAG